AUGUAUUCAAAUCGAUCUCCUCAUAGAAAUAAACCUAUACGAAUGUCAAGAAACAUUACCGACAUAUCUCUUUAUGGUCAAAACAAAGUAUUAAACAACCCUACAGGACAAAAUUGUUAUAAGACACGAAUAGCUUCAGUAAAAAACGAUGCUGAAUGGGAAAACUUCAUAAAGAAAUUGAACUUCCAAGAACCAACCGAAGAUGGAUUUGAAGCAGCUGCAAGUAUUCCAAUGAUGGAAAACGAAGAUAUUGAGUUGAUAUUAGAACAUAUGACAUUGCAUUGCAAUUUUAAAGAAGAAGAUACAAACACACUAUGUCCACCUACAAAAUACGAGAGUUAUUUCAAUGCCGCUUUCUACAAUCUUAUGAAAGAUAAAGCAUCAUAUGAAAAAUUACAAGAAAUCUGUCGUAAUAAUGAAGCAAAAAGAGGUGCUGAUAUUUAUCGGGCGAUGACGGAGCAUAGUCAACGUGUUGACGAAACUAGUUCAUAUUUUACAGACCAUGGUUUAUCACAAGAUGAAGCUAAAGCAGCAUCAUUAGCAAUAUCUUUUUAUACUGGCACAAAAAGUGGAGUCAUUGAUCAAGGUAGAGACCAUGGAAAACAGAUUCAAUAUCGUACUCAGAAAAUAUUAAUCGAUAAAAAAGAAGAAGAAGAACCGAUUGAAACAUUUAUCAUAUGCAAUUAUCUACUAAGAGGAAUUUCGAAAAUAUCAUAUUACCGAGGUUAUGUGUCACGAUCUUGUCGUCUGACCGAUGAAGAACUGAAAUUUUAUACAGCAGGUUCAGUAAUUAUAUGGAGUCAAUUUAAUGGUACAUUUAAAGGCAAAAGAAUUCUUGAUAGUUUUGAUUUUUCUACUCGAAAUACAUUUUUUAGAAUCUAUUCAUUAACUGGUCGUCCAAUUAAUACAUUUUCAAAUUUUGACGAUGAAGAUGAAAUAUUGUUUUUACCGGAUUCUACAUUUCUCGUCUUAAAACAUGUGGUUUCUCAUCAUGGAUCACAGCACACAAUUUAUAUGCGGCAAGUAGAAUUAGGUUUAUCAACGUCAUCUAUCUUAUGGGUUGACGAUCAAAUAUUUCAAGACAAUUGGAAUAAUACAGGAUACAUGAUCUAUGCCGAAACAAAAGAUAUGAAGAAAAACAUACGUUUCAUACAAAAAUCAAACACUAAUAAUGCACUCUCAUUUCUUCGAUCACCAUUUGGACAACUUCUUAAAAAUCGAUACACAUUUCGCAUUGUUACUGAUAUGCACCGCGGUAAUGAACAACCAGCUCCUAAUGCAGGUGCACGUUUCAUUAAAAAUCUUAGAAUGCUUGGAUUCAAUAAUGCAUGCAUGUUGUUUGUGGGCAAUAAACAAAACGCUGAACAACUCAUCAGUACCGAAUUAACUCCUGAGGAACGUGAACAUAUAAAAAUAACUACUAACGAAGAUGAAUUAAAAAACUUCAUCGACUUUGAUAGUCGUUAUUGA
Molecule: messenger RNA, 1470 nt
Organism: Rotaria sp. Silwood1
Lineage: Eukaryota; Metazoa; Rotifera; Eurotatoria; Philodinida; Philodinidae
Source: the annotation of a GenBank genome assembly